Drosophila suzukii is the source of this 4523-nucleotide messenger RNA. It is a transcript of the gene Gld2, whose product is annotated as GLD2 poly(A) polymerase. The record is from RefSeq and is a predicted model, not a curated record. Gene Ontology annotation, molecular function: poly(A) RNA polymerase activity. Lineage: Eukaryota; Metazoa; Arthropoda; Insecta; Diptera; Drosophilidae.
ACUUGUGUGUGUCGUGAUUAACCCUAGUGAAAAUUGUGUAAAAUUUCUGUACAAAUUGUGGGAGAAAUCCGAAGCCUAGAGCAGUUCUAAAACAAGAUAAAAUCAUUAACGAAACUGGGGCGAUCAGCUAAAGACAUAAUGAAGUCCUUAAGAGCGGCACUUUGAGAGCCCCCAUUUCACCUAUCCGAGAUCCCCAAAAAUCGAGUACCCAUUCGCUUGGCGUUCAGUUUGCUGUCAACUCUUUGCUUACUAGGAGUGACAGAUUAAGGUACCGGACACACAACAUAUUCUUUAGCAAUCUGCGUUUGCGUACGCCCAAUAUAUAGAUAUAUGUCGUUUGGAUCGUGAUUAGGCCGUAUCGCUAGCAAUGUCCACUGCCCUGGCAAUGGCAGCAGCGGCAUCCUCGAGUGCCACGGCAGCAGCAGCAGCAGCAGCAACAACGACGACCACUAGCAACACCACAAACACCACAGCGUCUCCGGCAACAACCACCAUAACCACCAACAACCCCAUGAACACCAUUACCACAACGAAGACCACACCAACGGCUGGAGAAGGUGGAGCAGGAUUAAUAGAACCAGCUCCAAUUUUGGUAAUCGAAGAAUCUGGAAGGAAUGAGGCAGAAGGCCUUGAACCACCAUUAGAGGUCAGUAUCCCGAAACCAAGAAGGCAACGCAAAACCACAGUGGUGCACACCUGUCCCCGACCACCGGGUGGCUACAAGUACUCCAUGGAGUUUCUCUACGGGAUUGGCAGUGGCAUGGCUGGUGUGACCCUGAAUAUACCCACGCCUUCUUCCAUAACGCCAAGGACUUUGAGAACCACUGCACCCCUACUAACCACCCAUAUGCCUUUGCUCUCCACCAUGGGCGUGCCAACACCACGUUCCGCUGGCUGCAGUGCGUCGGGAAUUCGUUAUGCCGGCGGAGUGGGUCUAACAGGAGCUCCUGGAGGAGGAACAGCAGCAGGAGCUGCAACAACCACCACACUGACAACGGCGAGUUCCUCCGCAGGAUCAGGAGCAGAAGGAGUGACGGGAUCUGUUUCAUCCGGUUCCUUACCAGCCAGUGCAGCGGGCGGGAUACCAGCUGCCCAGUUCAUUUACCAGGGAUACCUGCCAACUGGACCCCAGCGACGUCUGUGGCACACGGAGAAUGCCGUCUGGCAGUUUGAUCGGAAUUAUCCCUAUAAUCAGGCUUAUUCCUCGCAAUUUGGAAUACCCAUGAUGCCGGUGGGCUUUGAGCAUCCAUAUGGUCAGAGGAUUAUCUAUCCGGGUUACUACAAUCAGGCCACGGCGGGAUUACACGCAACGGUGCCUGGAAUUUCGAGGACCAGUCGCCAUGUGACCACCCAACAGCCACAUUUGUUGGCCCAACCGGCGGCUCCAGGAGAAGCUACUGAGGAAGCCCCUCCCAGCUUGGCGAAUACUCCUCAGGUGAGCAACCCAUGGCGUUACGGAAGACCAGGUGCACACCGCGAUCGCUUGGGAUCGGGACGACAGGGAGUGGCUACUACCCCGGGCACAACUGUGUACCACAGGGAUUCCAAGACAUUCUACAACAGCAUCACUGGAGGAAUGGGUGGAGGACCUCGAUACAAAACACCAUUUGUGGCAAAUCCCCGUAGUUAUCAAGGCGGAGGAGCUGUAGCAGCUGCAGGAGCUGCAGCAGCUGGAGGAGCAGCAGCAGCAGCUGGAGGAGCAGGAACCACCACCGCAGUGGCCACAGCAGCUACUCCAGCAACAGUAGCAACCAGCUCCAAUGAGCCAGCGAUUUCGGCCAACAAUCGCAGCAAUCAGGGAUCUUCAACCCACAACUUUUCCAGAAAUCGUCACAGUUCCAAAAAAGGCGGCAAGAAUUCGGUGGGCAAAGAGCAGCAGACUUCCCACUCUUCCGGCUCCCUGUCCAAUUCUUCCUCGAAGUCCCAACUGGACAGGCAUCCCACCAGUUCCAGUACCUCGAUAUCGCCCAGCAAACAAUCCAAUCGCAUUUAUAAGAACCGGAUGCGCUACAAUGCCAAUGCGCCAGCUGAGCAGAAACCUCAAACCACAGCAGCUCCAAUGAGUAACAACUACCAACCGCCACAACGACCACAAAGCGGCGGACGUAGGACUUCCAAGUUCCAGGGAGGAAAUGCCUAUCAAGGACACACUGCCAAUCGACAGCAAUCACGAUACUAUCAAUCCCGACAUAUGGAUACUUAUGUCUACCAACCUGGUCACUAUAUGGUUUAUCCAUCCGGAUCACCAGUUUUGGGAGCAGCAUCAGGAGGAGGAGCAGCAGCAGCAGGAGGUGUAGCAGGGAGUGGAGUACCUAUGCCAGGAGGAGCAGGAGCAGGAUCUUCUGGAGGAGGAGGAGGAGCAGGAGCAGUAGGAGGAGGAGGAGCAGCCACGGUCACGGCCAGCAGCGCCACCUCGGAGGGCGAGCAGCCGCUGGACUCGGACUUUGAUCAGCGCCAGGAAUAUGCUGACUUGGGUCUGGAUCCAGCCAAUGGCGGCUUCUCCUCCGACCUGGAGCCGUUCAAUUUCAAGCAGGACACCUCCGAACUGGACGCCCACUCUUGUCUGCUAUCGCACCCGAGUUCCGAGGUCGAUGAUGGCCGCUCCUUUGCCAGUUUGGCUCCUAGUGUGGAGAGCGAUGGGACCGAGAGUGAUCUCAGUGAAGCCUCCGUGGAGUCGGUGGUGCGGGAUAUUAUGGUCAGUUGUUUAGCCUUGGCCACUGGGGCACAAGAGCCCGAUCUCAGUGGCCCAAAUCUGGUGCCCUACGGCGAUAUGCAUCAUCUCAGGGAGCUGGAGAGGAAGUCGCAACAAACUGGACUGAUCAACGGUUACAGGAGCCACAUGCAUCCCACUUUCAGUCCCAGAGGUAUGAGCUGUUGCGGGGAUAUGUUGAGUCAACCCUCUGAUGACUUGGUCUACAAACUGGACCCAGAUCAGCAGGAUGUCUAUGAUGCUGGAAAGAGUAACUUGAAGGAGAUAACCGAAGAGCCCGACAACAUCUCUGUGGCCUCCAAUCUCUCCUGCAGUCCAUCCGCCUGCUCCAGCAAAAGUGCAAUGGCUCCUAGUUCCGCUAAGGUUAAGAGCAUAACGCCAGAAGAAAUCAUUGAAGAAGAACUUCCCUUGGUUAUUCACAAUCGCUAUUGGCGUGAAUUCUUUGGUUAUACGCCAGCGGAUCGCUUUUUGCUCCGAGCCAAGUUGGUGGAAAUGAAAAGACCUCCGAAAAUCUUGGCCAACAGGAACAAAUGGGAGCCCCUAUCCAUUUCCAUCUGGAGGAAGUUCCUUGGGGCCCAGCAGACAAGUCACGUUUACAAGACCAAGAUGCGACUGUGGCGUUCCAUUUACACAGUGGCCAUGACCAGCUAUCCAAGAUAUGGCCUAUAUCUGGUAGGCUCUACUAUAUCAUAUUUUGGUUCCAAGUGCUCGGAUAUGGAUAUUUGCAUGCUGGCCUGCACAAAUCCGAACAUUGAUCCCCGCAUGGAGGCCGUAUAUCAUCUGCAAUUGAUGAAGGAUCUGCUGAGCCGCACGAAUAUGUUCCAGGACUUUAAUCUCAUCGAGGCCCGGGUACCCAUACUUCGAUUCACUGACCGGCGUCACAAAGUGGAGGUGGACAUCAACUUUAAUAACUCCGUUGGGAUCAGGAACACCCAUCUCCUGUACUGCUAUUCCCAGCUGGAGUGGCGAGUUCGUCCGAUGGCCUUGACUGUGAAGCAGUGGGCCCAAUAUCACAAUAUCAACAACGCCAAGAACAUGACCAUAUCGAGCUAUUCCCUCAUGCUGAUGGUCAUUCAUUUUCUGCAGGUCGGAGUAAAUCCCCCAGUGCUGCCAUGUCUGCACAAGCUAUAUCCUGAUAAGUUUGGACUCCUGCAUCCCAGUGAUUUUGGAUAUGUGGACAUGAACGAGGUGAUUGCUCCCUUUCAGUCGGAAAACACCCAAUCUCUGGGUGAGCUGAUGCUGAGUUUCCUGCACUACUACAGCAUGUUUGAGUACGGAAAGUAUGCCAUCUCUAUAAGGGUGGGUGGAGUUCUACCCAUCGAGAUUUGUCGCGCCGCAACGGCACCCAAAAACGAUAUACACCAAUGGAACGAGCUGUGCAUCGAAGAGCCCUUCGAUCAGACGAAUACAGCGAGAUCGGUGUAUGAUUCGGAUACCUUUGAGCGCAUCAGGGCCAUCUUUAUGGCCAGCUACCGGAGGCUGGAGUCGACAAGGAAUCUUAAUUCCAUAUUCGAGGGCUACGACGGACCCACAAUCCUGAUGCAACAGCCCUCGAUGGAUUCGGAGAAUGAAUUCUACGAGAGUCAGCACCAUCAUUUGAUGGCGAAUAGAGGCUCUUCCAGAUCCAAUAGCAAAAUGACCUCCCCGAGACCUUCAAAACUUAUGGUGGACAAAGCAACCACAGCCAUCUGGAGUGAUAUCAAUCGAAAACCAAACUAUGAUACCAGCAGCGAAAGUGCUGGCAAAAAAAACAAGGUCUCCAAAGAGGACUCUGUGGCCACCGAGCCACCACUUGCUUAGAAAAAAAAAAAAA